Molecule: messenger RNA, 1408 nt
Organism: Rhineura floridana
Lineage: Eukaryota; Metazoa; Chordata; Lepidosauria; Squamata; Rhineuridae
Product: putative gastrointestinal growth factor xP4
Exons: 11
Coding region: 12-1181 (389 amino acids)
Biological process (GO): maintenance of gastrointestinal epithelium
Source: RefSeq, a predicted model, not a curated record
UGGAAGCUACCAUGGAGCAGAAGGGGGUUUGGCUACUCUCACUCAUUUUAAUUUCAGGACUUGGUGUGCUGGCUGAAGACAAAAAAGCUCCAGCGGAAUGCCGAUGUCAUGUAGAUCCCAAAACAAGAUUGAAUUGUGGACCUCCUGGAAUCACUCCCCAGCAAUGCAGAGAUGCAGGUUGCUGCUUCAGUUCAGAAGUCUAUGGAGUGCCCUGGUGCUUUGCUCCAACUCCCCCAAAAUAUAAAAAGGUAUGUCCCACAGAAGUGAAAACCAGGAAAAACUGCGGAUACCCAGGAAUCUCUGCCGCUGCCUGUGAGAAGCGAGGAUGCUGUUUUGAAUCUCAUCCCCCUGCUGUUCCAUGGUGUUUCUUUCAUGUCCUGGUAGCAGAAGGUAAAAAGCAAACAUGUUUCAUCCCUUUGCAUAAAUGUAGCAACGUGUUAUUACAAUCAGAAAUGAACUUCCGAUGGUUCUGGUUCCUGGCCAUUGUCCUGGUUUUAGCAUUUGCCAGUUUGGCAGAUGGCAGAGGUGGCAGAGGUGGCGGCAGAGGUGGCAGAGGUGGCAGAGGUGGCAGAGGCAAGAAAGGUUCAUGUAAUGUAAUUCCAAGCAGGAGACAGGAUUGUGGAUAUCGUGGGAUAGCUAGAAGCACAUGUCUGCGUAAAGGGUGCUGUUUCAGCAGCGCAAUCCCUAAUGCCAAAUGGUGUUACUAUCUCUGUUCCCCUGUCUUCUCCAAGCAUGUAAGUGAGAAUGAGGAGGAGAAGCCUCUGCUUGCCUUGCUCUUUCCUUCUACUAAGCACUUAUGUGGAUUGGCCCCAAAGGGGAGUGAUUAUUUAGGACUGCUUGGAAAACACAUUCAGACCUUACAUUGUUUGUUUUGCGGAGACGUGACACUUCGGGACAGAGGACUGCAAGCUGCCAUGGCGCCAAAGAGCUUUUUGCUAUUGGCUCUUGUCCUGAUUCUAGGACUCAACAGCCUGGCUAAUGGAUUUAUUCUCCGGCUAAGCCCACAACAAUGCGUAGUGCAACCCAAAGCCAGAGUGAACUGUGGCUACCCAUACAUCAGUGCUCAGACAUGCCACAGCAGAGGAUGCUGUUUCGACUCAAGUAUUGCUGGGGUCAUCUGGUGCUUCUUUCCUAGAGAUGUGCCAGGACUUGUCAAUACACUUCAGCAACCUGGCAUGUGAGUCAGUGGCUCAUGGAUUUCAGCCGUGCAGCAACUUCCAAGAUCUCUGAGAAUGUGUCCUCUAAAAUAAAAAUGAACCACGGAUCUGCCUCUCUACUAUGAUGAUCUUCAGGAAGAAAUGUAGAGCUAAUCCUUAAAUUGUACACUUACACAUGCUCUCCUGUGGAUACAAGUGAACUCUGUUUUCAGUUAUGUGUGUUCUUCAACACUCUGCUGUACCCUAAAAAA